Messenger RNA from Hibiscus syriacus, 572 nucleotides. Its product is annotated as dolichyl-diphosphooligosaccharide--protein glycosyltransferase subunit DAD1-like. The record is from RefSeq and is a predicted model, not a curated record. The transcript is spliced from 5 exons. Gene Ontology annotation, biological process: protein N-linked glycosylation. Lineage: Eukaryota; Viridiplantae; Streptophyta; Magnoliopsida; Malvales; Malvaceae. Gene Ontology annotation, cellular component: oligosaccharyltransferase complex; membrane. Bases 52 to 405 code for a protein of 117 amino acids.
GGUGUGAUUCGUUGUUGUCGCUAGUUUGGCAAUUGGGGAUUUAGGGCAAAAAUGGCGAGAGAAAAAUCCAGCAAGGACAACGCUCAAGCUCUCUUCCAUUCUCUUCGUUCUGCUUACGCUGCCACUCCCGUCAAUCUCAAGAUCAUAGAUUUAUAUGUGGGCUUCGCAGUCUUCACCGCUCUGAUUCAGGUGGUUUACAUGGCUACUGUGGGAUCAUUUCCUUUCAAUUCUUUUCUUUCUGGAGUACUUUCUUGUGUUGGGACUGCUGUCCUUGCUGUUUGUCUUCGUAUUCAAGUGAACAAAGAAAACAAAGAAUUCAAGGAUCUACCACCUGAGAGAGCUUUUGCAGAUUUUGUACUUUGCAACUUGGUUCUUCAUCUGGUGAUCAUGAAUUUCCUUGGAUAAAACCGUAUCUCCAUGUUUGCUGGGCUGCUGGUUUCUCUGUUUCUGGCGGUGAUUCAUAAUUAUAACAUGAAAUAAAAUUCUUAGGUUAUCAUUAUGCUUUUGUGCACGCCUAAUCCAGAACUGUAGUAAGAUUUCUAAUUUUAAGGGAAACAAAAGAUUUUUGAGUA